Messenger RNA from Penicillium robsamsonii, 942 nucleotides. RefSeq lists its product as uncharacterized. Lineage: Eukaryota; Fungi; Ascomycota; Eurotiomycetes; Eurotiales; Aspergillaceae. The transcript has 3 exons. The record is from RefSeq and is a predicted model, not a curated record. Bases 1 to 942 code for a protein of 313 amino acids.
AUGCCCCCGGAUCUGAACUCCCUUCCUCCAUCUCGCUCAUCUUCAACCUCCUCCUCCAUUCCACGUAAUAUGUCCGCUCCUGGAACUGGGCCGGCGCCCGUGAACCCGAACACCGCCUCACCAAGGCCCUCCCGUGGCUCGAGCAUAGGUCGCCUCUCGGUAUCCGAGCGACGUCGGUCCAAUGUCGGCAUGAACCUGAACCUAAAUGAGAUGGGUACUGGCCACGGAGCUAGCGAGUUACCCGCAUCAGACCACCACCAUCGCAGCUCGAUCGGACAUGCAUUCCGUACAGCCAGCCCGUCCAGCCAUGGAGGAAGCCCUGUUUUCGCGACUGCCGAUCCCCAUCAUCAGCGCGCACCAUCGCUGGGAGAGCUACACCAAGAGCUGGAGCAAGAACAGGAAGCACAAGUGAACCGUCUGCUUCAAAUGAUCCGCAGCCAGCAGGCUCAGUUACAACAAUACCAGCAGCAACAGACCCCGCAAUCAUCCGCUGCAAUCGACGACACAACCCCGGCUUCCGAACGGUCGGCUUUCUUCCCCCCCGCCCCGGCACCCCCAGCCGGCAACAGAUUAUCAAUCUCGUCUUCAUUCUCAAACCGCCGAAAUUCGCGACCUUCAAGUCAAGCGACGUCACCGAACCUGCGGCCGCUAGACUCGCGUGGACCGGAGGGCGUGGAGCCAUUCCCGGGGUUGCGGGACAGUCCAUCUCGGCGCGGCAGCCGGGACGAGAGUGCCUUUUACCAAGCUGAAGCGAGCUCGCUAAGCCGAGAAAAUGUGCUCCUGCGGCAGCGGAUUCGGGAACUAGAGAGACAAAUCAGCGGCUUGACGACUUCCCAGAGCGCGUCCUCCGCAACAACUACUUCGGGCAGUGCUUCCGGGCAAGCGGGGACCGAAACCGCGGACCCGCCUGCCGUGGGUUCACCGCGAGACGGCAAAGACUGA